UUCAUUUCAUCACACGUCAGCUGAGUUUAACGCACGCAGUUCGACAGACUGCUACAAACCAAACAAGAAAAUCACGGCGUUCUGACUGCACUGUAGACAACCGCGAAUUCUCUUACUGUGAGAGCUAUUCAGGUGAGGUAACCUGAGCGCUCAGGGGUGCCAUGAAUUGGGCUUUUCUCCAGGGUCUCUUGAGUGGGGUCAACAAGUACUCGACUGCAUUCGGCCGUGUCUGGCUGUCCGUAGUCUUCCUUUUUAGGGUCUUGGUCUACGUCGUAGCUGCGGAGAAGGUAUGGGGUGACGAACAGAAAGACUUUGCGUGUAACACAGCUCAGCCUGGCUGCCAUAACGUUUGCUACGACCACUUCUUCCCGGUGUCCCACAUCCGCCUGUGGGCACUGCAGCUCAUCUUCGUCACCUGUCCGUCGCUCCUCGUGGUGCUGCACGUGGCCUACCGUGAGGAACGUGAGCGGAAGCAUCGCCUGAAAAACGGCGAGGGCUGUCAGCGUUUGUAUACCAACACUGGAAAGAAGCGCGGUGGUCUUUGGUGGACGUACGUCCUCUCGCUGGUUUUUAAGGUGGGAGUGGAUGCGACCUUCGUGUAUCUCCUGUAUCACAUCUAUGAGGGCUAUGACUUCCCCUCUUUGGUGAAGUGUUCUGAGUCUCCUUGCCCCAAUGUGGUUGAUUGCUUCAUCUCUCGGCCCACAGAGAAGCGGAUCUUCACCAUCUUCAUGGUGGUGACAAGUCUGGUGUGCAUCCUUCUCUCCCUUUGUGAAAUCCUCUACCUGGUGGGCAAACGCUGCUUUGAGUGUAUCCACAGGAUGCAGGGCUCAUGGCAGGUAAACAAGGCAAGGUCCAUCGCUAACUUGAGGAGUUCAAAUGCUCAUUUAGAUUCAAACAGCAAGAAACUGGCAAGCAAAGGCCAGCUAGUGCCAGCAUACGGUGUGGUCGUCCCAUCCUAAAAACAUGAGCUUGGAAAAUACUUUCACUCAAAGUGGGACCAAGAGAGAUAAAUAUUUUUCAUGUUCACCACGAUGUGAACUCAAACAUGACCAACUCAUUAAACAGUUGGCAGUAAAGGAAGCGCUUUAUCCAAUGGAUCUUUUGCUGUAAAGUUGUGACCUGAUAAACCACACUGUAUAUUUGAAAAGCUUAUGGGGUCAAAAUACCAACAUUCAGGAUGACACAGACUUUAGAUUGACUAAAGCAAGUCACUUCAGGGUUUUGGGUGUGUUGUGGAUUCUGUUAGGCUAAGCUCCAUAACACCAACACCAAUAGGCACUUUAAACACCAAAUACAAUACAGAUGGUAUAAACCCAGAUUACGAAUGACAGUAAUUACUAUUAAUUACAAAGUACAUAUUUGCCAGAUUUUCAACUGACACGAACAAGCAAAACGUGACUGUAAAUGAUGUUUAAUCGCUCUUUGCGUCACAUAUUUUUUAUAGUUAUUCAUUUGUUUUUUCAGAAGAAACCAAAAAUAGUAUAAUUAAUUGAUGGAAUCAUCUAUUAUCUGUAGAAGCCUGUUUUUAUUUCAGAGUAAUUCUGACUUCAUAUCCCACCAAAAAUGACAAUUCUGUCAUAAUUUACUCAUCCUCAUGUCGUUUCUUUAAACAUCACAGUUGUGAAUCACAAUAUGACUUUAUAUGAUGCAAUGUGACUUUAAAUCUCACAGUUGUGGAUUUAUAGCUUGUAAUUGCAACAUCUUGCAAUGUGUCUUUAUAUCUUGUUAAACUUUAUCUGACAAUUAAUUAUUAUUUUUUACUCUAAGAUAUAAACAGGCUUCCAUAGCUGGAAAUAAAUUUUACUUUACUAUGAUUUUUCUCAGUUGGAUCACAUACAGAGACUACAUUUCUUCUCCAUAUAUUGACAGUCAUCAAAUAAAAUAAAUGCUUUUAAACUCAACACAUUUUUACACACAGUCUCCCCAAAUCCAUUAUUUCGUAAACCUGCAUAGCCACCUUAAUUUUUAAAAAAAUAUGUUUGUUUACAGAUUUGUAUAAAAAACAUUUUGUACUGUAUUUUAUUGAAUUGUUUUUAUUAUUAUUCAAUAUUUUGUCAUUAUUUUGUUUUGUAUAUGAGCUGGUGUGUGUGUAUGCUAAUGUGUGCUUAAACUGUGAUGCUCCGAUCAAAUGUCUUUCAAGAAUUUUAAAUAUCAAGAAUCGAGUGAUAAAUGUUCAACACUGCCAUAUGAUCAAAUUCAAAUAAGAUAUUUUGCCUGAGUGUGUGUAUGAGAGUUUUUCAUUCACUGAUCAACUUAUCCAGAAAAGUAAAGCGAAAUCCUCUGUUUGUAUGCUAACCUUCUGCAUUUAUUUCGAAAUUACUGUUUACAGUUGUUUACAUUUUGAGAUGCAAUAAAAUCUGCUUUUUAUUUUCUUACAA
Molecule: messenger RNA, 2378 nt
Organism: Carassius gibelio (silver crucian carp)
Lineage: Eukaryota; Metazoa; Chordata; Actinopteri; Cypriniformes; Cyprinidae
Product: gap junction beta-4 protein-like
Exons: 2
Coding region: 162-959 (265 amino acids)
Biological process (GO): cell communication
Cellular component (GO): connexin complex
Source: RefSeq, a predicted model, not a curated record